CUGGGCAAUUACGUGCGCCUACGACCAGGCACGCACUUUAUCUCUACAAAGGCCGGUUCUGCGAGCGAGCUGCUGCUGCUUCAAGAUCCCAGAAAACUAGUUCUUUGGCGCAGAAGAAUCGGGAGAAGAAUCGAGACCCCCAACACCCCAAUGGCCACGAGCACAGUAGACGACAUCUUGGUACAUCUGGGGCCCUGGCACUACCCGGUGCUGGUGUUCUGCUUCUUCCGAGGCUUCCCGGCAGCCUAUUACGCCAUGUCACUCUCUUUCACGGCUCCCUCCCUGCGACACUGGUGCGCCAGGCCACCACAGCUGCGAAACUGGACCUCACAACAGUGGCACUCAGAAGCCGUGCCUCCCACUGAAGUGAACGGGAUGACCAGCCAGUGCGACACAUACACGGUGGAAGUCCUCGGUAAUGGCACUGUCACCAUUACCAACGACACUAUGGUGCGCUGCUCCAGUUGGGAGUAUGAGUUAGGGGACCACACGAAUACGAUGACCAAUGACUUCGACCUCGUCUGCGACCGUGUAUGGCUUCGAGCAGCGUCGCAAAGUUUCUACAUGGCGGGCCUCAUGAUCGGAAACUUCAUAUUCUCACACCUUUCAGACUGGUACGGCCGGAAGCGAGCCCUGGUGUUCAUGACCCCCUUGCCCAUCCUGGCGAGCGUCGUCAUAUGUUGCUCUAAAAGCUUCCUCGUGCUCAACAUUGGCAGAUUGGUGGCUUCUCUGGGCCUCGGCGGCAUUCUCAACACCACUUACACCUUGUCGAUGGAAGUAUUGUCUGCACGACACCGGGCGCUGGGCUCUCUAAUCUCCACUGGUGGUUGGACGACAGGACUCUUGACAUUGACGGGUCUCGCCUGGCUAUUUCGAGACUGGAUGAUCUUCCAGGGUGUCAUCACAGUUGCUGCCAUGGGCAGUGUCGUUAACUGGUUUUUUAUUCCCGAAUCUCCCCGAUGGCUCCUUGCAAUGGGAAAAUACGACCAAGCAAGUGAAGAACUCGAGAAAGCUGCUCGCAAGAACAAGGUGACUGGAGUUUCUGUGGAAGCAAUCAUCAAACAGUUCAAGGAAAAGAUCUCCCUGGACAAGCUUGCAACGAAGCCCACGUUCACGGCUCUCUUCCGAUCAAGAUGCAUUCGAAUGACCUCAUGUCUCCUCUCUGCCAAGUCGGUGUUGGACACGCUGGUGUACUACAACCUGACUUACUCAAGCAUCCUGCUUGGGGACCCGUACCUUAGCUUUGCGCUAGUCGCUGUGGCCGAGUACCCGGGCCGACUUCUCGGCGUGGCCUGUGUGAACUACUUGCAUCGAAGGACCGCCUACAUCGCUCUGUACUCCUUUGCGUCCCUCUGUUCGGCGGCCGCCAUCUUUGUGCCGGCGGAGGCCUCGUGGGCACUGAUGGUGGGUGCUCUGUUGGCCAAGAUUGGCCUCAUAGCGGCCCACUGCGUCAACGUGGUGCAGAUGUCCGAACUCUAUCCGACCAAGCUGCGCACCACCGCCAUGGGCUUCACGAUCACCACGAGCCGUAUCGGUGCCAUACUGGCACCCUUCACCAAAGAGCUGGGCGUGGUUUUCUUCUCCUGGGUGCCGAAAGUGGUUGACAUUGCGGCGUGCGCUUGCCUGAUUCUCGUGUCCCUCCCUCUUCCAGAGACGUUCAACGAACCACUUCCGGACACGCUGCACGACAUCAAGAAGGCAAGGAAUGGUCAAAAAGAAAGAAACGUGCUGGAUUCCUAUGUUCCCGCCGAAGCUCAACCACUGCGGUAAAAAAGGUUCGAAAGACGGGAGUUCUUGGAACAGGUGGCACCUUCCCCGAAAAAAGAAAUAUAAAAAAUAGAUAAAUUGAAAUUUUUGACUGGAGA
Messenger RNA from Rhipicephalus microplus (southern cattle tick), 1865 nucleotides. RefSeq names its product organic cation transporter protein. Lineage: Eukaryota; Metazoa; Arthropoda; Arachnida; Ixodida; Ixodidae. Gene Ontology annotation, cellular component: membrane. The record is from RefSeq and is a predicted model, not a curated record. Gene Ontology annotation, biological process: transmembrane transport. Gene Ontology annotation, molecular function: transmembrane transporter activity.